Molecule: messenger RNA, 2237 nt
Organism: Acomys russatus (golden spiny mouse)
Lineage: Eukaryota; Metazoa; Chordata; Mammalia; Rodentia; Muridae
Gene: Cwh43
Product: cell wall biogenesis 43 C-terminal homolog
Exons: 16
Coding region: 21-2132 (703 amino acids)
Biological process (GO): GPI anchor biosynthetic process
Cellular component (GO): endoplasmic reticulum
Source: RefSeq, a predicted model, not a curated record
AUCGCCUUCGCGGCUUUCGGAUGGCCGCAGCCAUGCCAGGCUUGUGGAGAGCAAUUGCCUUGGAGACCCUUCUGGGCUACGUCUCUUGGUCUCUCUACCACGGCCUGGGACCCAUGAUCUAUUACUUUCCCCUGCAAACGCUGGAACUCACCGGGCUGGAACUGUUCGGCAUAGCCUUUCUCUCUCCGAUACUCCUAACACUUCCUCCGUUCUGGAAACUAGUAAAUAAGAAGUGGACGCUCUCUCUGCUGAGAAUCAUCACUGUUGGCAGCAUAGCCUCCUUUGAGGCUCCAAAUGCCAAGCUGCGGCUGGUGGUCCUUGCACUUGGUGUGUCUUCUUCACUGAUAGUGCAGGCUGUGACCUGGUGGUCAGGAAGUGGACUGCAAAGGUACCUCAGAAUCUGGGGGUUCAUUUUGGGACACAUUCUCCUCCUUGUCCUCCGCAUAUGGUACACAUCGUUAAACCCAAUUUGGAGUUCUCAGAUGUCCAACAGAGUAAUAUUGGCAUUGAGUGCCAUUGCUGUGUUUGACUGCAUCGGGACAGGUGGCGACUACGGUAACCCCGAGGGGAAGAAACCCAGUGAGGUAGCCAAGGGCCCAGGCUCUCCAUCCAGUUGGCUGUUGCCAGGUGCUGCCUUCGGGAGCCUGCUGUUCCUCACUCACUGGAUCUUUGGAGAGGUCUCUAUUGUUUCCAGAUGGGCAGUGAGUGGUCAUCCCCACCCAGGGCCUGAUCCGAACCCAUUCGGAGGUGUGGUUCUGCUGGGCCUGGUAACUGGACUGAUGCUUUCUGGCUCAUCAUGGCUUCAUGAUGCUGCGAUAGCCUGGUGGGUGACAGGAGCCUCUUCGGCCAUGGGUCUCCUUUACUUGCGCACAUGGGCAGCAGCUGUUUCUGGAUGUGUACUAGCAGUCUUCACGGGCUCCAUGUGGCCUCAAGUGCUUGGACAUCUUGUGAACUCAGGGACAAGCCCUGGGGGAGCCAUGGCCACUGGCAUGAGCCUUUAUGUUCUAGAAGUAUUUUUCUGUGCCUGGUGCACAGCUUUCAAGUUUGUUCCUGGAGGUGUCUAUGCUAGAGAAAGAUCGGAUGUGCUUUUGGGGACCAUAAUGGUAAUUAUUGGAUUGAGUAUGCUGUUUGGACCUAAAAGAAACCUUGACUUUCUUCUUCAAACAAAAAACAGUCCUAAAGUGCUUUUGAGAAGGAGUGAAAAAUACAUGAAACUUACUUUGUGGCUGCUUGUUGGUGUUGGGUUAUUGGGAUUAGGACUACGAAACAAAACCUAUGAGAGGAAGUUAGGCCAAGGGGCGCCAGCCAAUGUGGUCUCAGCUGCCAUCUGGCCUUUCAGGUUUGGCUAUGACAACCAGGGCUGGUCAAAUCUAGAGCGUUCUGCUCAACUGCUCAAGGAGACAGGUGCAGAUUUUAUUACCAUUUUGGAGAGUGAUGCUUCUAAGCCCUACAUGGGGAACAACGACUUAACCAUGUGGCUGGGGGAGAAAUUGGGCUUCUAUACAGACUUUGGGCCGAGCACCAGGGAUCACACUUGGGGGAUUAUGGUGCUGUCACGGUAUCCAAUUGUGAGAUCGGAGCAUCACCUUCUUCCAUCGCCAGUGGGCGAGAUCGCACCAGCCAUAACCCUGACAGUAAACGUCUCCAACAGACUGGUGGAUUUCGUGGUGACACACUUUGGGAAUCAUGAAGAUGACCUCGACAGGAAGCUACAGGCUAUUGCGGUUUCAAAGCUACUGAAAAACUGCUCGAACCAAGUGAUAUUUCUGGGCUAUAUCACUUCAGAGCCUGGUUCCAGAGAUUACCUACAGCUCACAGAUCAUGGCAACAUGAAGGACAUUGACAGCUCAGAUCGCGACAGAUGGUGCGAGUACAUCAUGUACCGGGGCCUGACCAGGUUGGGUUAUGCAAGAAUUUCUCAUGCUGAGCUGAGUGACUCUGAGAUUCAGAUGGCCAAAUUCAGGAUCCCCGAUGACCCUGCCAAUUACAGAGACAACCAGAACGUGGUCAUAGACUACAGGGCAGUUCCCAAGAGCAUCCAAUUCAACCCCAGAUUUGGCUCUUACAAAGAAGGACACAAUCAUGAAAACAACCACCAUUUUCACAUGAAUACACCCAAAUACUUCAUUUGAACUUAUUGUUGUCAUCAAUCAAGGAAACCAUGUAGCCGCCCAAAGAAGAGUUUGAUGAAAGUGGAAGGAUACACAGGAAGAACCUCAAGAGUUAAGAAGUGUGAC